AUGACUGUCAUCGCAAAAAGAGUGAGAAUCUUGGAAGGCCUGAAGUCCUUUCUCAGGAGUCAAAAAGACAUCAUAGCUGAAGCAGUGGGUAGACAAAGAAAGUCUUUACGUAAAUUGGCGCUUGAACCAGACACAAGAGGAGGAAAGAAGAGAAGUUAUAUUGCUGUGUAUCGUGAGUUGAAAAAAUCUGGUAUCAAGCCAUUGCAUGUUAUCAGCAAGCCCAACAUCACUCAGCAACAGAGAGAAGACCGUGCAUGGUUUUGUGGUUCAUUUCUUAAAGAUUGGGAUGUAACUGACUCUCUCCAUGUUGCCGCAUUAGAUGAAUUCUUCAUUUACACGGUCAGGAAGCCAAAUCAUAAAAAUGACAUCAUUUGGGCUACAAAGUUGGAUGAUAUCCGCGAAGACGUGAUGCUUACUGAUGAAGAUUACGCUGAUGUUAAUACUGAAGACGAAGAUGAUGAUGAUGAUGAUGAUAAUGAAGAUGAUAGUGAUGCUAAUGAAGAUGAUGAUAGUGAUGUUAAUGAAGAUUGA
Macrobrachium nipponense is the source of this 531-nucleotide messenger RNA. RefSeq names its product probable DNA-directed RNA polymerase subunit delta. Bases 1 to 531 code for a protein of 176 amino acids. The transcript is spliced from 2 exons. Lineage: Eukaryota; Metazoa; Arthropoda; Malacostraca; Decapoda; Palaemonidae. The record is from RefSeq and is a predicted model, not a curated record.